UCGGGACGGUAAACCCGGCAAGCCUGGACCGAACGGCCGAGAUGCCGAAGAGGGACAACGACCAACUGAGAAAGACUGGUGCUUCAACUGCCCACCUGGCCCACCAGGACCGGCUGGCCGACCAGGACCCAAAGGACCACGCGGAGCACCAGGAGACCGUGGCGCAGACGGACCAAUGGGACCACCUGGCCCACCAGGAAGACCAGGCCCAAUGGGACCACGAGGACCACGCGGAGAGAUGGGACCUGCAGGCGAACCAGGCAAACCCGGUGUACAACACGAAGUUCCCGGACCAGCUGGCCCACGUGGAGCCGCCGGUGAGAUGGGAC
Molecule: messenger RNA, 329 nt
Organism: Anisakis simplex (herring worm)
Lineage: Eukaryota; Metazoa; Nematoda; Chromadorea; Rhabditida; Anisakidae
Source: the annotation of a GenBank genome assembly